Molecule: messenger RNA, 1695 nt
Organism: Eptesicus fuscus (big brown bat)
Lineage: Eukaryota; Metazoa; Chordata; Mammalia; Chiroptera; Vespertilionidae
Gene: LORICRIN
Product: loricrin cornified envelope precursor protein
Exons: 2
Coding region: 46-1473 (475 amino acids)
Source: RefSeq, a predicted model, not a curated record
CUCCUCACUCACCUUCCUUUGGGGUUUCCUUCCACCUCAGAGAAGAUGUCUCAGAAAAAGCAGCCCACCCCCCAGCCCCCCGUGUUCUGCGGGAAAUCCUCCGGCGGCGGCGGCGGCGGCGGCGGCUGCUAUAGCGGCGGCGGCGGCAGCGGCGGCGGCGGCUCUGGCGGCUGCGGCGGCGGCGGCGGCAGCUCCGGUGGCUGCGGCGGUGGCGGUGGAGGCGGUUCCGGGGGCUGCGGCGGCGGCUCCGGAGGCGGCAUCAAGUAUUCCGGGGGCGGCGGCUCCGGCGGCGGAGGCUCUGGCUGCGGCGGCGGCUACUCCGGCGGUGGCGGCUACUCCGGCGGCGGCGGCAGCUCCGGGGGCUGCGGCGGUGGCAGUGGAGGCGGCUCCGGAGGCGGCAUCAAGUAUUACGGGGGCGGCGGCUCCGGCGGCGGCGGCUCCAGCUGCGGUGGCGGCUACUCCGGCGGCGGCGGCAGCUCCGGUGGCUGCGGCGGCGGCGGCGGCUCCGGAGGGGGCAUCAAAUACUCCGGGGGCGGCGGCGGCGGCGGCUCUAGCUGCGGCUACUCCAGCGGCGGCGGCGGCUCUGGCUGCGGCGGCAGCUACUCCAGCGGCGGCGGCGGCUCUGGCUGCGGCGGCGGCUACUCCGGCGGCGGCGGCGGCAGCUCUGGCGGCUGCGGCGGCGGCUCCGGAGGCGGCGUCAAGUACUACGGGGGCGGCGGUGGAGGCUCCAGCUGCGGCGGGGGCUCGUCCGGCGGCGGUGGAGGCUCCAGCUGCGGCGGGGGCUCGUCCGGCGGCGGUGGAGGCUCCAGCUGCGGUGGCUACUCCGGCGGCGGCGGCCAGAUCUACCAGAGCUGCGGAGGCGGCUCCUCCGGCGGCGGCGGCUGCGGGGGCGGCUCCUCCGGCGGCGGCGGCGGCUGCGGGGGCGGCGGCUACUCCGGUGGCGGAGGUUACUCCGGCGGCGGCGGCGGCUCCGGCCAGCAGAUCUGCCAGAGCUACGGAGGCGGCUCCUCCGGCGGCGGUGGCUGCGGGGGCGGCUCCUCCGGUGGCGGCGGCGGCGGCGGCGGCUGCGGGGACGGCGGUUACUCCGGUGGCGGAGGUUACUCCGGCGGCGGCGGCGGCUGCGGCGGGGGCUCCUCUGGCGGCUACUCCUCCCAGCAGACCACCCAGAUCUGUUGCGAGCCCCAGCAGUGCUACGGCGGGGGGUCGUCUGGCGGCGGCGGCGGCGGCUGCGGAGGCGGCUCCUCCGGGGGCGGCUGCUACUCCGGCGGUGGGGGCGGCGGCGGCUCUGGCUGUGGCGGCGGCUCUGGGGGCGGCGGCGGCUCCAGCUGCGGCGGCGGCUCCUCUGGGGGCGGCGGCGGCUCCAGCUGCGGCGGCGGCUCCUCCGGGGGCGGGGGCGGCUCCGGGGGCUCCAAGUGCGUCCCCGUCUGCCACCAGACCCAGCAGAAGCAGGCGCCUACCUGGCCCUGCAAAUAAGGCCCGCGGGACGCCACGGAGGCGCGGGAGCUGGAGGUGUUCUUCGCGGGCGCCGAUGGGCUUAGUGUUCUCCUGACAGUGCCCUGAGGUUCCACAUCCUUCGCGUUUGAACGCCCCCGGGAGGAGCCAGUGAACACUCGUGCUGUAUCUUGUUCUGCGGUUUUCCUCCUCGGCUCCUGUACACCUACCUCCCACCCCCAGUGCCUCCUCGGCCAAUAAAUU